UUCCUCGUCAGUACAUUUAAUCGAGACCACAGCCACUGGCUGUAUCAAUAGGAAUGAAGCCUUCACUGCUAGUCUUCGCUCCCAAAGGAGACACUGAUAUAAUUCUGAGAAAGCCCAACUUUCGCAGCCACCAGAAAUCGUCGCCACAAGCUGCUGAUCCGAUUGCUGGCGCGGAAGAGAAUGACCAGCACGCAGAACAAGAGCUGCAAGACGACCAAAACGAGCCUCAGCUACCCGUGGUAGAGGAGUUCAACGACGUCACAGCUUCGAUAGAAAGCCUCAAUGAUCUAAAAAACCUAAAACCAUCCAACGAGGACGGACAAAAUGUCGAACUACGCUAUCGCGUUUCAUCAGCACACUUGAUGCUUGCGUCACCCGUCUUCAGGGCGAUGCUCGAUGGCCCAUUCAAAGAAAGCUCUCGUGAUGAGGAUGGUCGUUUUGAAGUCAAGACUUCCGAGUGCAGCGCUCAAGCGCUGCUUAUCUUACUAGAUAUUAUACAUGGGCACCAUAGAGAUGUCCCAAAGACCAUGGAGUUUAGCCUAUUGACGGAAAUGGCUAUACUUGUUGACUAUUACGAGUGCCAUGAGAUCGUGGAGAUGUUUGCUGAGAACUGGAUCGCCUCUACCAUCCAGGAAGAAGAAAUAGAAGGAUCUGAUUACCAGACGAAUAUAUCUCGACUAUUCAUCAGCUGGGUCUUUGGGAAGAUCGAGCUGUUCAACUCUGUUGUCUGUUCGAUUCUGAAAUUGACCGCAGGGCCGAUACGAACAGACCUGCCUCUCCCUAGUACCAUUUUGGGCUCACUAGAACGAUGCAGACAGACUCUGACGCAGAAGUUCCUGGAUAGCAUUUAUGAGCUACUCGAUUCGUUCUGGAGCAGUGAUGAAGGCUGUGACGCGGAAUGUACCGCCAUCAUGCUAGGGAUGCUAAUAAAGCAGAUGCUUAGGUCCGGUUUGGAGGUCCCGCGCCCCAUGAGCGGCCGUCCUGCUCAAGAAAAGAGCCUUUUGCAUCUCUACGAGUUUUCGGCUCAACUUAGAUCGCCAAGGUGGAGCCAUGUAAGUUCGUCCAACGCACAUGGUUGUCGGUUCUCAAUUAUAACAGAACCAUGGCUGGAAACACUGUCCAAGGUCGAUAUCUGUCAUGGUGUCAGAUUCGAAGAUUUCAAGCUGGGCACUUCGGUGCCUAAGGACGUCGCAUCAGAUUUCUUAAAGAAGGACAUGAAAAAGCGAAAGCGCAGCAACCGUGAUCUCUUCCGAGGGUGAAGAAGUGCUUGAUCCUUAAAUGUUUGAGAGAUAAGCGGCACUGCGAUACUCUAUUACUGAUACAAAGAGACCAUGUCAAACAGCAACGGCAUGAUGUCAAUUGCGAAACAUGGAAAAUAAAAGAAAGUGAAGCCUUUUAUUGAGAUCCGCAGCUGCUUUUCCAAUUCUCCUGCUCCGCUCAACCGGGUUGCC
Fusarium verticillioides 7600 is the source of this 1451-nucleotide messenger RNA. RefSeq lists its product as hypothetical. The transcript is spliced from 2 exons. The record is from RefSeq and is a predicted model, not a curated record. Gene Ontology annotation, molecular function: protein binding. Lineage: Eukaryota; Fungi; Ascomycota; Sordariomycetes; Hypocreales; Nectriaceae. The coding region runs from base 54 to 1259 and encodes 401 amino acids.